Molecule: messenger RNA, 3360 nt
Organism: Gryllus bimaculatus (two-spotted cricket)
Lineage: Eukaryota; Metazoa; Arthropoda; Insecta; Orthoptera; Gryllidae
Source: the annotation of a GenBank genome assembly
CUUUACUGGGAGCAGGAUGCAAGGCAUCAUGACUAGGAUCCUUAAGAAUAAUGACAUCAUGAUUGAAAGAAGCAUGGAAGAAUGACUUUUGAAUAUCGAAUCAACUUCGACUAUCGAUUUCAAAUCUUGCUAUAUAAGAGCCGCCUUGUCGACUACUUUUCAGUAAUCGAUUAACUGUGCUAUGGACGACGUGUAAACGUAGGAAUUGUGAAUUCGAAUACUGUGACGGCAUGUUGAAGAACAUUCCACCUUCCGCGAAGAAACUCUGUGUCAACACUGGAAACAUUCUCAGCGUAAACGAAAUAAAGAAAAAAGCAGGACAAAAUCCAACAGAUGAGUUGAUAGAGAGCCUAAAGGUUACUUUAAAGAACUGGCAAGCCACCGACCAGACUGGAGGAGAUACAAUUCAGGUUUACCGAAAUGAAGAUGACCUGGCUGCUAAACUGGAUUCCGAAGACAGGAAAGGGCUGAAAAUUAGUGUUAAAGUUUUUGUAUCUUCUCUUAAAGAAGGUACUUUACGGGAAGCAUUGAAUGGCAUGUUUGCAGCUCUAAGAACCCCCUUUAUAGAUUCUCUAGUGCUAGCGUAUCCGAACAAAACCAACAGUAAUGAAUUACUAUCUGAUCUUCAACAGUUAUGGACAGUUCUAGAAGAAUAUGCAAAGAGUCAAAAAAUUUUGUGUAUUGGUGUUAGUGAUUUGGAAACUGAUGUAUUUGUGGCACUCCAUAGUUGGGCCAAUGUCAAGCCGAGCAUAAUCCAAAUUAAUCUGGCAAGCUGCUGUGUGGUACCCCCCGCAUUACAAGAAUUCACAAAAGAAAAUGAUGUUCAACUUCUAACGCACAGUGACCCGUUUGGGAAUUAUGGUGAAGAACGUGAAAUACUGUCUCGAGCUGCAUUGAAUGACGUAUUUGGUAUGGCAAGUACUGAACACCCAGGAGAAGUUUCGUUAGAUUGGGCACUGAGAUUUCAAGUUCAUGUGAAAUGCCGAGGAGUUCUUUCUAGCAAAGGUUAUCUUGUUAGUGUGCUUUGGGAUACGCCUGAUAAUAAUGAAUGUCCAUAAGGGGGUGGAAACAAAGUAUGUUAUAGAGCAGAUGAUGCAUUCUGACUAUUCUUGUACUGACAAUUGAAAAUAGUUUUGCAUUGAAUGCAUAUUUGUAUUUUUUAGCAUUGUUAGCACAAGGAAGGUAUUGGGCAUCAAUGCACUUUAAAUAAAAUUGUAUUUUAUGUGAGGGACCUAAAUUUUCAUAUUCCGUUCAAAUAGAAAAAUAUUAAUAAUGUUACCCCAUUUAAAGAGGAGUGAAGAAAAGCAUGACAAAAUAUUGUUUUCGUUUAUAAUUUUAUUAUUUUUUAAAAUCUAAAAAAAUGCAAUUAUUAUGUGCAACUUUACUUAUCUUGUUAUUCCAUAAACGUCUUUCCAUUGUAUUUUGAGAGAGAUGGUGUUUUAUAGUAUUAUGUGCCUUCAUGUAGUACCUUGCUCUUAUUUCAUUGCAAGAGUAAUUAUGUUAAAUGAUAGCCAAUGGGAUGGCUGAUUUUCAAAAUCUACUGUUUCUGUUGAUAGUUUGAAAGUUUAUUAAACUUAUUUUAAUGUGUAUUUUAUAUUAUACAAUUUGUAUUUACACUAUAUGAGGUCCUGUUCAUAUGAACAGGACACAAUACACAGUAUUUGAACUUAGAUAUAGAAAAUGUCAUUUUGAUAUGAUUAGCAAAAGUUGUAAUAUUUGCAGCAUAGUAGUAAGCAUAGUGUGUUUAAGUUACCAGAUAUGAACAUAAUUGAUGUAAAUGUGAAAUAUCUGAUAAUGGAUUUUAAAUUGCAUGUUUAUGCAAUGCUUAAUUCUAGGUGAUUAAAUUGAAAUAAUGCAAAGUAGUUUCAAAUGUGUACUUUUUGUGCAACACUUGAAUAAAAUUUUAUGUGAAUAAAUGUGAAUUUAAUUUUUUCAAUUUGCUAUUUAAAGAAAGGGGGCGGGGAAUAUGUAGUUGAGGGCUUGAAAUUUCUAAAUUCUUCAAAUUUGUCUAAUCAUUUAGAUUAAGGACCAGAGUUUCAUGUAAAAUCUUUGUCUUGGCUCUUUUGUGGUGAUUUCUCAUGUAUGUUAUUCACAAUUUCCAUUCGUAAUUCUAAAUGAAUGCUUAUAAAAGAUUUUGCUAAUUGCCUUUCAGAACACACUUCACAAUCAUAUUAUGGUGCUGCUUUAUGCUAGCUUGCUCUGGCAAGAAAUUGUUCAUAAUUUGCUUCUACAAGUGAAAUUGUGUAUAAAUGCCAUAGCCAGUUUCCUUGUUCUAAUAUGGCAAACAUCGGCACUUUUUUGUACUCUGCAUUCGGAAGCAGUGUGAAUACAUGAUUCCAGAAAUUCCCCAGCACUUGAUUGAGAUAGAAUUUGUGACAAGUGCGUGAAUAGUUUCUGUUGUUUUUCUGAUUUUAUUUUAAUUUUUUAUUUUAUGGAUUAAAAUAUGCACAUUCAACAAGUGUAUAGUCCAUUUAGGACACUGAAAUUUUUAAAAAUGUAGAAAGUUUACCAACCCUUUGGAACCUGUCUUUCAAUGAUUAUAGAACUUGCGUGUAACAGUCUGCAAAAAUGGCAGAAUUUUUUGGUUACUUCUGAGGGAGAGGUGGAAGAAAAUUAAAAAUACAAAUUCUCUAAACUGAGAAAGAAAACUAACAAGGUUAAUAAGGUAAUUGUUUGGAUUAAUAAGAUGGAAUUCUGCAAUAACUCUCCUGAUAUACAACAGAGAAUGAACAGGCAAACUUCAUGAAAACAAUGAAAUCAUUCACAUUUCUGAUGCCAUGUUACACUUGGGAGCAAUAAAUGCAUAAACUUGGCAAUUCACUUACAUUUUACACAAUCCAGCAGAUGUAUGUUGUUACAAGUUUCAACUUGUACAUCAGUUGACAACGGCUUUCGUGAAUAAAAUUGCCAAGUCUGUCAAUUUGAACUUGAGCAAGUGCUUAUCCAAACUUGCAAUUGUGAGAGUAAAGAGCACUGCAAGCAGUUGCUACAACCACGUCCAGUAAUCACUUCCCAGUGUAAAGUAAAAUUCAGGGUCCAUGAAAUGUUACUUUUUUUAUUUGAAACAUAUUUAUUAGCUUCAGGUUUCUCUAGUUAAUUAGAUAUUGUAUGUUGUGAAGUAGUUUAAAGGAUUGUAGAUUAGAUGAUGUAUUGUAAUCUGUGUUUCUACAAAUUACAAUGUCUGUUCACUGAAUAAAAUCACAGUGAAUUCUUCUUGUUUAUUGUACGUCUUCACAGUACAUCAUUUCACUGAUCUCAGUGAUGCGAUCAGAUUUUUUAUUUGGUGUAUUUCAUUUUCUGAUUCUUCACUCUGAACAUUACGAUGCUGAUAGAUGUGGUCAACAUUUUUUUUGUGAGGUG